This is a messenger RNA of Trichomonas vaginalis G3, 1074 nucleotides long. RefSeq names its product UDP-D-xylose:L-fucose alpha-1,3-D-xylosyltransferase-related family. Gene Ontology annotation, molecular function: glycosyltransferase activity. Gene Ontology annotation, cellular component: Golgi apparatus. The record is from RefSeq and is a predicted model, not a curated record. The transcript has a single exon. NCBI's taxonomy places the organism in Eukaryota, Parabasalia, Trichomonadida, Trichomonadidae. Bases 1 to 1074 code for a protein of 357 amino acids.
AUGAAUAGGCAUUUUUUCUUCACAUCUGUAAUCAUCCUCACGAUUCUAACCAUUGUUAGUGGUUAUUUCUUUAAUAAUAUAUCAGAUGAAGUUCUUUUCGAAUUCUUUGAUGAUUUCCACGAAAUUUCAGAAGAAAAAUUCGAUCAAGAAUUACGUUUUUGUGUUAACAAAUCGCCUUACAACAGUGCAACUGGCAGACAUCAACUAAUGCUUCUAGUAACGAACCAAGGUUUAUUGAAUUUUGCAAAAAAUUGUUUAUGUUCAUUAUGGAACGUUCAAGGAAAUGAUGAUUCGUAUGUAAUUGUAGCUCUCGAUGCAGUAUCAUACGUUUCUCUUAAAGCAUUAGGCGCUAAUGUACUAUACUUUUCAUCGAAAUUAACUGCUGAUGCAGUAAACUAUCGCAAAAAACGAGAAUUUUACGAUAUUGUCAAAGUCAGACCGUACAUAGCCAAGAAAAUACUUAAUUUAGGUGCAGAAGUCAUAAUUUGCGAUAUUGAUAUCGUUUUUAUACAGAAUACAACGAAUUUAUUCAAAAACGGAGCCGAUUUAGAAGUACAAAGUGAUUCGAAAGUAUUUACAGAAAUUCCAUUUAAUAAAAACCUUCCUUACUGGGGAGUAAAUCUUGGAUUCUACAAAGCAAUCCCUUCACCAGCAGUUUUAGCUCUUUGGCCUGUCUGGCAGAUGCAAAUGCAUAAAAUGCCCGAAAGUCACGAUCAAAUGACUUUAUAUAUGAUAUUACGUCAAAAAUUAAAACAACUGGACAAUCAUCCGGUUUUACUUGCUGACAUAAGGAAAUUCUUAGGAUAUAAGUCGUUCUAUCCAAUAGUUAUCUCUUAUUUGGAUCCGAUGCUCGCUGUUAAUGCAGGCGGAGUGUUUCUCGCAGGAAAAGAAAGAUGGAAAUAUGUUGCAAAAGUUAAGAAUAUAUCGAAACCUGUUUUUGUUCAUUUCUUCCAUUUAUCUGAAAAUGAAGAUAAACUUAAGUUGAUGAAAUCGAAGAAAUUAUGGUUUUUGAACUCAGAUGGAAAAUGUAGUUCUGUACCUCCAGCUGGCGCCAAAUGGCCUUAUUGGAAUUAG